Molecule: messenger RNA, 3090 nt
Organism: Bufo bufo (common toad)
Lineage: Eukaryota; Metazoa; Chordata; Amphibia; Anura; Bufonidae
Exons: 21
Coding region: 1-2982 (993 amino acids)
Source: RefSeq, a predicted model, not a curated record
AUGACGGAGAUUUGUCUUGCCACUUUCUUCAUGGCAUGCUUCCCCUAUAGAGAAGGUUCCAAGAGCUGUGUCUGCCGAGGACUGAACCGCUCAUUUCAGGAAUUUGAUGGCUCCUGCAUCUGCCAGGCUGGAUUUGUGUUUUAUGACAACCGGGAGCAACAGAGAUCGGACAGCAACAGUGACUUAGACUGCCAGCCACAGGUGGCAGAACGCUGUUCUAGUGCUGAAGUGCGCCUCUCAUCUACAAGAAAGUGUGUACACCCGGAGCAUCAUGACUGUACGCCAUCAUGCGGUCUUCAGGGCGGAGAGCUCAGCGCAGAGCUGGGAAUGUGCCAGUGUCUACAGUAUGUCUCAGCUGAAGAACUGUGUGAUCGCUUCUGCCUCAUGAAGGCACCACGUAUAUCAAUGAGCUUUGGAUCCAACAUGCGGUUCCAGCUACAAAUUGAAGAGUCUGAGAAGAGAAGAAGCCGGAAACUGGAGGUGAUGAAUGUCCUGGGUCCUGAUCACCACACGUGGAGCAGUGAGCAAGUGCACCUUGUAUUGUUCAGUCCUAGUGGGGUAUUCGGUGUCAUUCUUUCCAGCGCUCAAGUCAUCGAAGCCUUUCUGACAGGAGAUUCGUGGUCAGUGCCAACACCCAGGAAAUCACGUGCUGUUGAUCAGGUCCUCACAUCGGCAGGCGCUGUAUCUUUGCCCAGAAUACCCAAUCCUAUCCUGUGCCUCAAAAAGGGCGACGUUGUUUUAUUUCAGCUGAGCAUAUCACCGAACGAGCGGAUGUCCAGUCAUUAUCCAUUGUAUCAGAAAGACCACUUGUUUAACACCAACUCGCACUGGGACUUUGGAGCCUUCAGGAGACUUGAUCAUCUCAUCAAGGAGACCCAUAUUAAUGUUUCCAGAUUUGCCCACGUAUUCACAGAUCCUGGUACAUAUGUGUUCCUGGACAACGGGAUUAGGGAUCGAUCCCUUUUUGUGACCGUGAAAGAGAAUAAUGUGUAUUGUGAUCCAGCAGCUUCCCGUAUCCAGCCAUCUUCUCCUUAUCAGCUUGUCAAGCAGGGUAUAGUCACUCAGCAGAGACUCAACUUGGCACCAAACUGGGCAGCAAUCCUGGGUGUUCUGCUGCUGCUCUUCACAGUAAUGGUAGCUCUGCUGGUCCUGACCUGGGUACUACGACCCUCACUCUACACCCCCAGCCCCCUAAAAAACUGGAAGCCCAGGUGGAGGAGUCUUGGAGAACCCUAUAUCCCACCAGAAUAUGUGCUCACAAGAGACAGUCUCCAGUUUUAUGAAGCGGUUGGACGUCAUGGCUCUGGAGAGAUACUGGAUAAUGGGAAGAAAGAAAUAUUCUAUGGAUUAGAUCAAAGGAACUCAAUACGUGUCUUGGAGGAUUUUAAUGUACGGACUUUGUUUGACAAACUUGAAGAUCAAAAUCUUCACUUGACAUCCCAGCUGGGAAGACAUAGGAGCGAAACUCUCUCCUUCUAUAAGGCCUUUAUACACAGGAUACAGGUGCUCAAGGAAAUGUUACAGACCAUAGAACUGGGGUCCAAUAAAUGUGUUGAGUGGAGGAAAAUUCCACUUGAAGGUGAAGAGGAAAGUACAAGAGCCACAAUGACUUCUCAACAGAGUCAGAGCUCAUCCCUGAUCAUGAACCAGGCGUAUAAUGCCAACCAGACUCAAGGUGUUUUCAUGCAAGAAGCCACUGCUCUUAUGAAAAUCGUAAAGCUCUCAUUGAUGAAAGUCACCUCUGAACUAGCAGCAAAGAAAAAUAUAUCGACACUGGAGCAGCACAACCAUGUGAAGGGUCAUAUUGAACCCAGAGCUGCUAGACCCCUUGAGCAAGACCAGACCUUGGCCAAUAAGAAUGCUUACGAAGGUCUCAUCAACGGCAACAUACCAAUGCUUUCCUCUGUAGGUUUGCAGUUUCCACCAAUGAUUUUUAUGACAGCGUUGUACAGAGAGGAGAAACUGAAGAAACUGAUCACUGCCAGCCCUUUAACAAAGACUUUAGAGGAGAUCAAAGAAGCACUAAAAAAACAGUCUCAAAAAGAGAAAGAGGUUAAGGGAAGCUGCGAGCCAGUAACUGUUGGCACUCUUGUUCCAAUGGACAUGAGCCAGCUCUCCCCCCGUCAGUUGAUUGUGUUCCGCUUUGGCUCAGCUCUCCUCCAUCUUGUAUGUCAUAGCUGCUCCCAAUAUCCUCUGCUACUUCUGAUCGCUCAAGCAAUUCCAAGAAUACAGAGUUUUGGGCAGCAGAAGGAGGAUCUGCAUCUUGGAGACUCCUAUUAUGAUGCAGAAAAUAAAAUUUUGUUUGUACCACCUACAUGCCUGGAUCAUGUUGGGGAGCUAGCAGUGGUCAUUGUGCAUGCGGUGGCACAGAUCAGUACAGGGAUGCAUCAGACACCCAUUAAUAGUGAAUAUCUACAGUGCAUGAAUGGAUCUUUCAGGGCACUAUCCCAUGCGUUCUUCUAUUCUUGGGGUGCAGAGAGAUCGGAGAAGGUCACAGACAUGGGUGAAGGACAGUCUGACAUGAAAACCGCAUUCAGAGACCUUCUGAUGAUCCACAAACUACCGGAUCAUUGUCAUAAGCAGAGAAGCUGUGAAUUUUACAGCAAGUUUAAAAACCAGAGAAUCAUGGAAAAUGUGUUUAUAAAGAAUUCUGGAUGUCUCAGAGAGAGUCCCAAAGAGCAGAGUUCAGAUCAGAUGGCUAUGCAGGAAGAGGCAAUAGAUGUCCUCAAUGAAAAAUUCCUCCAGCUGGUAGAACAAGCAAUGAAAAACAAGAGGGAAUUCAGAGACCUGAGUGCUGGAACCAAGAACGUUAAAGAUCCAUCUGUGUUUAAUAGGUUGGCAGAAAAGAGGGACCAGGCUGUACUGCUUGAAAUACAGAGGCGUUUCACAUCUGAGAAGAUUAGUGCUUCAGAAUCUGAAUUACUUUAUCUGCAUCAGCCGGACACUGCAUCCUCUGCAUUCCGGAAAUCAAGUUGUAACUAGCAUUUUGACGCACUUGAUAAGUGACUGCUAUGACAUAAAACAUAGUUACAUACAUACUGUAUAAAGCAUGAAUACUGCCGUGAGCUCUGGCCUGAAAGGGGUGUUAAG